Messenger RNA from Miniopterus natalensis, 2527 nucleotides. Its product is annotated as BTB/POZ domain-containing protein KCTD12-like. Gene Ontology annotation, cellular component: signaling receptor complex. Lineage: Eukaryota; Metazoa; Chordata; Mammalia; Chiroptera; Miniopteridae. The record is from RefSeq and is a predicted model, not a curated record. Gene Ontology annotation, molecular function: protein binding. Gene Ontology annotation, biological process: regulation of G protein-coupled receptor signaling pathway; protein homooligomerization.
GUUCACAAGCUGAGUCAAGUCAGCAGCAAGGCAUAGAGGGGCUGAGGCUGUGCUUGGCAAUAUUUGAGUGGCUGGAGAUUCAAGUUCAGCCGUUACCUACUUUGCUUUCUUGAAUCUCUUUGAACUGGAACAACAUAAAAGAAAUAAAGUUCUGUCCUUAGGAUUUAGCUGAAAAUCCUCUUCUAAUGUGAGAAGCAAAAUAGACUACCCAUUUUGACUCCUCAAGCUGAAUGUGACUUUUACUCAGGAUUUUAAACCAUCAGUUGACUUGAAUAGAGAAAGUAACUCUAAAGCAUCAAGAAAGAACAAUCUGAAAUAAGAAGAUCAAUAUGGCCAUGCCAGAGAAAUCAAGUUGUACUAAACCAAGUGAAGAUUUCAGUCAUUUUCCUGAGAUUAUUGAACUCAACGUGGGUGGUCAGGUGUACAUUACUCGCUAUCCUACUUUGGUCAGUGUUCCUGGCUCCCUGCUCUGGGAAAUGUUCAGUGAAAAGAAUCCUUGCUCCCUAAUCCAGGACAACAAAGGGAGAUUCUUUGUAGACCGAGAUGGUUUCCUCUUUCGCUAUGUGCUAGACUACAUGAGAGACCGGAAACUGGUGCUUCCUGACCACUUUCCAGAGUGUGGUCGGCUCCAGAGAGAAGCAGAAUACUUUAAGCUACCAGAGUUAGUGAAGAUGUUGGCUUCUAAAAUCAACAAGAUCAACUCAGUUGGCAAUGAUCUAUGGCAAAGUGAUCUAGAAGAGCUUUCCACCAACAUUAACAUCACAUGUAAUCUCUCUUCAAGUAAUAACAUCCAUGUUAGUGGCCCUGAUAACCCCCUAGCUCUGACAGCAAACAAUGGUUCUGAUCCCAAGAAGGCAGGUUUCAUCACUAUUGGCUAUCGAGGCUCCUAUACUCUGGGUCGGGAUAGUCAAACAGAUGCCAAAUUCCGCCGCGUGGCCCGAAUCAUGGUGUGUGGUAAGAUAUCAUUGGCCAAAGAAGUAUUUGGAGAUACUCUAAAUGAGAGCAGAGACCCUGACCGUCCUCCUGAGCGGUACACUUCUCGAUAUUACCUCAAAUUUACCUUUCUGGAACAAGCCUUUGAUAAACUAGCUGAUGCUGGCUUUCACAUGGUAGCAUGCAAUUCCACUGGCACCUGCACUAUCACCCAUGACCAGACUGAUGACAAGAUCUGGACCUCUUACACUGAAUAUGUUUUCUGCCGGGAGUGACACUUAAAAAAAUCAUCCAGAAAAUACAAACCAAACAGACAACUCUCUCUCCCUUGUCUGUUCCUGUGCGAACUAUCCCUUUUAGAAAUAAGCACAUUAAUUUUGGAUAUACAAAUCUUGGGCAAUGCCACUCCUUUCACCAUAGCCAGUUGAACCUUUUUUGGUAACUUUCUUCUUACACAUUCUAUUCUAUCUGGCUUCCAGCCUGCCUUGGAUUGUGGAGUUGGAUGUCAUUUCAUGAAAAGUAUUCAAUGUGUAGGCAUAUGUGCAUGCACAUCGCUAUAAAUAGUAGGGAUGUAUUUGAUGAGUGAAUGCAGUUAGAUAAACCCACAGGAUUUAUUUAGUUAGCUGAGAAAUGCUAAGCCAUGGUUUCCAAACUAGUUCUCAGCACUACAUCUUGGAAUUGCUUAUAUACCUUGCUGUUUGUACUCUCCUAAGGAAAGCUCCAUGUAUACUUAUUCUGAACUAGAGACCCUUGCAGUAAAUAUGCUUUGUAAACUGUUAUUGCUAUUCUUUUUAUCCAGAUGGAAUGGAAGAAAUUGGCAAGCAUCCUCCAGGAGGUUCAUAGAAAGGUCAACCAUUUCUACAAUUAUUAAUUAUUCUUAUUAGAAGAUGGAUGUAAAAAAAGCAGCCAACAUAAAUAAUUACUGCCAAGAAUAAGAGGCUUAGCACUUAAAUUGCCUUUACCUGAAAAGGAGAGUGAGGGUGAGCAUUAUGACUAUUACACAGGCAUAAGCAGGUAUGCCACUUUAAAAGACUGCAUCAAAAUAUAUUUUUUAUUUAUUAGAAUUGAAAUACAAGAGCAUGUAGCUAAGGGAAGGUUAAGCAAAGAAUUGCUUUCUACAAAUACAUAUAUAUAGUAGUAUGGUUUUCACUGUGUCAAACAAUUGGAUGUAUGCCAAUUGUUAACUUUUGCUAGACUACAUGUGUGUGUCUGGGGUGGGAAUGGGAGAAGGAAGAGGAGGAAGAUGAACAAAAGGAGAACUUUUAAAAAAAGAAAUAAAAAUGUAUCUUCUGACAUCCCCACUAAUGACUUUUAUUACAUAGGUUGAAAGAAAAACCCUCAUGAGACAAGUCAAGAAAAAUAAACUUUGAGGGCUAAUUUUAAAAAAUCUUUAUCUCCUCUGAACAGCUCUACAGCAAUCCAAUGAUCAAGUGGCCUACUGAUUCCUUUCUUUCUUCCCUGAUGCCUUAUAUUUACCCCAUGUCUCUGUUGUACUUAUUAUUUUUUGAUUUAUUUUCUAGUCGGGACUCAGGGUUGCAAGGAACUAAAACCCAUUCAAUGUGUCUUGAGAAAAAUAAAAAGAGCAUGUGUCAGG